GUUCUUCCAUAUUCAUUGCUUUAUACUAAAAGUUCUCUCUUUAUUAUUCUUCUAUAUAAUAUAAUCCUUGUCUUUCAUAAUUUCAUUCAUCUAGCAUUGUGUCAUAAUACCAAUGGCGGGACCAGUAGUGGAUGCAGAGUAUAUGAAGGAAAUAGACAAGGCACGUAGAGAUCUUCGAGCUCUUAUCUCCAGCAAAAACUGUGCUCCUAUUAUGCUUCGUCUAGCGUGGCAUGAUGCAGGAACCUAUGAUGCUACAACAAAGACGGGAGGACCUGAUGGAUCAAUAAGGAAUGAGGUAGAGAUAAAGCAUGAUGCUAACAGUGGUCUCAAAAUCGCAAUUGAUCUUUGUGAAGAAAUUAAGGCCAGACAUCCUAAAAUUACGUAUGCUGACCUCUAUCAGCUUGCUGGAGUUGUUGCUGUUGAGGUAACUGGAGGUCCUACCAUUGAUUUUAUCCCUGGUAGAAAGGAUUCAUCAAGCUCACCAGAAGAAGGGCGCCUUCCCGAUGCCAAACAAGGUCCACCACACUUGAGGGACGUCUUUUACAGAAUGGGACUCACUGACAAAGACAUAGUCGCAUUGUCUGGAGGCCACACACUGGGAAGAGCACAUCCAGAGAGAUCUGGCUUUGAGGGCCCUUGGACUAAAGAGCCUUUGAAAUUUGACAACUCAUACUUUGUGGAGCUUCUCAAGGAGGAUUCAGAAGGUCUCUUGAAACUUCCCACUGAUAAAGCUUUGGUUGAAGAUCCACAGUUCUGCCCUUUUGUGGAACUUUACGCAAAGGACGAAGAGGCUUUCUUCAGAGACUAUGCCGAGUCACACAAGAAGCUCUCAGAGCUUGGAUUCACACAACCUUCAUCUUGCUUCAAGUUAGCAGUAAAGAACAGCACGGUGUUGGCACAAGGUGCUGUUGGAGUUGCAGUUGCAGCAGCUGUUGUAAUAUUGGGUUACUAUUAUGAAGUCAACAGGAGAAUCAAGUAAGCAUUAGCAAGCACAAAAGUUCCAAUUCAUUCGCGAAGUCAACUGAAGCAUAUUGGAAACUGAAUAGCUCCAUAUUCAAUGGCAUUAAAAUUGAUUGUUGUUAUUGGCACCGCAUGCAAAAUAGUAUGAUAGUAUUUCUUUCUGUUUUCAUCAAUAAUUCUUGGGAUGUGCUGCUUGCAGCUAUUCAAGUGAAAAUAACAUGUCUUUAGUGGCUUUGAAAUA
Molecule: messenger RNA, 1201 nt
Organism: Lycium barbarum (goji berry)
Lineage: Eukaryota; Viridiplantae; Streptophyta; Magnoliopsida; Solanales; Solanaceae
Product: L-ascorbate peroxidase 3-like
Exons: 9
Coding region: 113-979 (288 amino acids)
Biological process (GO): hydrogen peroxide catabolic process; response to reactive oxygen species; cellular response to oxidative stress
Molecular function (GO): peroxidase activity; heme binding
Source: RefSeq, a predicted model, not a curated record